Molecule: messenger RNA, 813 nt
Organism: Pseudomyrmex gracilis
Lineage: Eukaryota; Metazoa; Arthropoda; Insecta; Hymenoptera; Formicidae
Exons: 1
Coding region: 1-813 (270 amino acids)
Molecular function (GO): catalytic activity
Source: RefSeq, a predicted model, not a curated record
AUGUCGUUACUCCUCCAGGACAAUUUAAAUCACGCCCGCGAGGCUCAGGACCUCCUGGUGCACAGCCUCGCGGAGCUAGGUGGAUGCCUUGCGGUAGCGGCCGAGCCUUACUCCGUCCCAGACCACCCGUCGUGGCUGGGGUCGAGGGACGGCUCGGUCGCAUUAUACUUCCGGUGGGGACAUGCGUCCAUCUUCUUCUCCCCUCUCGAAAAGGGAGAGGGAUUUGUCGCAUGCAAAUGGGGAGAACUGGCGAUCGUGGGGUGUUACUUCUCCCCCACGAGGCCCUUCCACGAAUUCGAGGAGUUCUUGAACGGACUGGAGCGGGUGAUACGCCGCCUUCAGACCUGUCCUUUACUGGUCCUGGGGGACUUUAACGCCAAGUCGGUGACUUGGGGUUCCCCCAGGACCGAUGUACGUGAAAGGGUCCUUGAAGAAUGCAUGGCGGCCUGCAGCUUUGCCACAGUCAAUGAGGACACGCAACACACGUGCGUGAGGCGCAACGGGGGAUCCAUCGUCGAUGUGACCUUUGCUUCCCCGUCCGCCAUUGCACGUGUGUCCGAGUGGAAGGUCAAGGACGAUCUGGAGACUCUCUCCGAUCAUCGUUACAUUACGAUGAAGGUCUCCGAGCUCCCUGGUCCCCCUCGGGGUCGCCACGAAGAAAGACGACACCCCCGCUCCAAAGGUGGGUCCUUAGAAAGCUGGACCCAAGUAUCCUGUCCGCCGCUGCUCAGGCCGCGGCCUGGCCAAGUCCACCGGCCGGGCCGCGCGACCUCCGAGCGAAGCUCCGGUGGUUCCGCGAGACGUUGGUUAUGA